This is a messenger RNA of Kuraishia capsulata CBS 1993, 873 nucleotides long. RefSeq lists its product as uncharacterized. The record is from RefSeq and is a predicted model, not a curated record. Lineage: Eukaryota; Fungi; Ascomycota; Pichiomycetes; Pichiales; Pichiaceae. Bases 1 to 873 code for a protein of 290 amino acids. The transcript has a single exon.
AUGAGCUUCUUCAAGAACAUACUGGGGUCCAAGGAUCACACCAAAGAGAUCGCAGAGAUCCUUCCCAUUGCAGAGUGCAAGGCAGAAUGCCUUGCCAGUGAAUGUCACACAAAGUUUCCCAAUAGUGCAGAGGUCAAAGGGGCCGAUGCUACUGCUGAUCUAUGGAUGUCAACUAAGCCGUAUGCCUUACAUUGUCUAGUGUCUACGGGAAAGACAGACUGGCAGCACGACGCCACCGAUACGCCUCUUUCGCUAGAAAAUCAUCUUAGUCAGUGGGCUUCUAAUAACUCCCGAGUUGCUGGGGGCACUAUCAAGGUUAGUUGCUCGUCCCUUCCCAAUCAUGAUCACGAGAAUCUUACUGGGGACGUCUUGAUUCUACCCUAUUUCGUCUGGGUUAAGGGCUGUCCAAACGGCCAAAUUGGCGAUGUGAUGUCUGAGCUUGUUCCAAAGCUUAAACUUGCCGAGAAAGGCAAAAUUUCACUGCCCAAAGAGCUGGGUGGUGUUGAGAUAGCAGUUGACCCUUCCCAUGCAUACGUAUUUCUGUGCUCCCAUAGAACACGUGAUAAGCGCUGUGGAAUAACUGCGCCGCUCAUGAAGAAGGAGAUGGAUAUAGAUUUACGGGAUCGCGAUCUCUUGCGCGAUUUCGGAGAUGAUAGACCGGGAGGAGUGACGGUGGCAUUCAUCAACCACGUUGGGGGACAUAAGUUCGCAGCCAAUCUACUCAUCUACCUGCGCUCAGGCGAGAACGUGUGGUUUGCAAGAUGCCGUCCUACAAACUGCAAGGCAAUAAUAUCCGAAACCAUCCUCGGAGGGGGAAAGGUCUGGCCUGAAUAUUUGCGACUGGCACAGAGGUUCAGUCCAGUGAAGUGGUAG